GCCCCGCCGCACGACAACUAGUUUUGUUCCGCGUUCUGUGGUUGGGAGCCGGUCAGAGAGAGCCCCCGGCAGGACCAACCCGACACCCGGCAGCACGACAGCAAUGUCCAGCAACAGCUUCGCUUACAAUGAACAGUCCGGAGGAGGGGAGGCGACGGAGCUGGGUCAGGAGGCGACCUCAACCAUUUCCCCCUCCGGUGCCUUCGGCCUCUUUAGCAGCGAUAUGAAGAAGAAUGAAGACUUAAAGCAAAUGUUAGAAAGCAACAAAGAUUCUGCUAAAUUGGAUGCUAUGAAACGGAUUGUUGGGAUGAUUGCAAAAGGGAAAAAUGCAUCUGAACUGUUUCCUGCUGUUGUGAAGAAUGUGGCCAGUAAAAAUAUUGAGAUCAAGAAAUUAGUGUAUGUUUAUCUGGUCCGAUAUGCUGAAGAACAGCAGGAUCUAGCCCUCUUGUCCAUAAGUACUUUUCAGCGAGCCCUGAAGGACCCAAAUCAACUAAUUCGUGCAAGUGCUUUGAGAGUCCUUUCAAGCAUCAGAGUGCCAAUUAUUGUACCUAUAAUGAUGCUCGCUAUUAAGGAAGCUUCCGCUGACUUAUCACCAUACGUAAGGAAGAAUGCAGCCCAUGCAAUACAAAAGUUGUACAGCCUUGAUCCAGAGCAGAAGGAAAUGUUAAUUGAAAUAAUUGAAAAACUUCUGAAGGAUAAAAGCACACUGGUAGCUGGCAGUGUUGUGAUGGCUUUUGAAGAAGUAUGUCCGGAUAGAAUAGAUCUCAUUCACAAGAAUUACCGCAAGCUAUGUAAUUUACUAGUUGAUGUAGAAGAGUGGGGGCAGGUUGUCAUAAUCCACAUGCUAACUCGAUAUGCUCGUACACAGUUUGUCAGUCCUUGGAAAGAGGAUGAUGGUCUAGAGGACAAUGAAAAGGAUUUCUAUGAUUCUGAUGAGGAACAGAAGGAAAAGAGUGAUAAAAGGAAGAAGGCUUAUACUAUGGAUCCAGACCAUAGACUUUUAAUUCGGAAUACAAAGCCUUUGCUUCAGAGCAGGAAUGCAGCGGUGGUAAUGGCAGUUGCUCAGCUGUAUUGGCAUAUAGCACCAAAAUCUGAAGUGGGCAUUAUUUCUAAACCACUGGUGCGUUUACUUCGUAGCAAUAGGGAGGUUCAGUAUAUUGUCCUACAGAAUAUAGCAACUAUGUCAAUUCAAAGAAAGGGUAUGUUUGAACCUUAUCUGAAGAGUUUCUAUGUCAGGUCAACUGAUCCAACUAUGAUUAAGAUACUGAAGCUUGAAAUUUUGACAAAUUUGGCAAAUGAAGCCAACAUAUCAACUCUUCUUCGAGAAUUUCAGACCUACGUGAAAAGCCAGGAUAAACAAUUUGCAGCAGCCACUAUUCAAACUAUAGGCAGAUGUGCAACCAAUAUCUCAGAAGUCACUGACACAUGCCUCAAUGGCCUGGUGUGUCUGCUGUCCAACAGGGAUGAAAUAGUUGUUGCUGAAAGUGUGGUUGUUAUUAAGAAAUUACUGCAAAUGCAACCCAUUCAACAUGGUGAAAUUAUUAAACAUAUGGCCAAACUCUUGGACAGUAUCACUGUUCCUGUGGCUAGAGCAAGUAUUCUUUGGCUAAUUGGAGAAAACUGUGAACGAGUUCCUAUUAUUGCCCCUGAUGUUUUGAGGAAGAUGGCUAAAAGCUUCACCAGUGAAGAUGAUCUGGUAAAACUGCAGAUUUUAAAUCUGGGAGCGAAAUUGUAUUUAACCAACUCCAGACAGACAAAAUUGCUUACCCAGUACAUAUUAAAUCUCGGCAAGUAUGAUCAAAACUACGACAUCAGAGACCGUACAAGAUUUAUUAGGCAGCUUAUUGUUCCGAAUGAGAAGAGUGGAGCUUUAAGUAAAUACGCCAAAAAAAUAUUCCUGGCGCAGAAACCCGCACCACUGCUUGAGUCUCCUUUUAAAGAUAGGGAUCAUUUCCAGCUUGGCACUUUAUCUCAUACUCUCAACACUAAAGCUACUGGGUACCUGGAAUUAUCUAAUUGGCCAGAGGUGGCGCCUGACCCAUCAGUUCGAAAUGUAGAAGUAAUAGAGUUGGCAAAAGAAUGGACCCCAGCAGGAAAAGCAAAGAAAGAGAAACCUGAUAAGAAAUUUUACUCUGAAUCUGAAGAAGAAGAGGAUUCUUCAGAGAGCAGCAGUGACAGUGAGAGUGAAUCUGGAAGUGAAAGUGGAGAACAAGACGAGGAAGGAGACAGCAGUGAGGACAGCAGUGAGGACUCCAGUGAGCACCAGAGUGAGAGUGGAAGUGAGUCAGAAGCAGAAAACAAAAGAGCAGGCCAGAAGAGCUCCAGAACCAAAGGAAAAAGAGAUUCUGAAGAUGUGGAUAAGGAAAAUGAAAACUCUAAAACUUCAGAUUCCUCCGAUGCUGAAUCUAGUUCAAUAGAAGGCAGUUCUUCAGGUUCUGAAUCAGAAUCAGUAUCUGAAAGUGAAUCUGAAUCAAGAAAAGUUACUAAGGAGAAAGGGAAAAAACCAAAGCAAGAUGGAAAUCCUCUUACCAAAGAUGUUUCACUUCUAGAUCUAGAUGAUUUUAACCCAGUGUCCACUCCCGUUGCACUUCCCGUACCAGCUCUCUCCCCAAGCUUGAUAGCUGAUCUUGAAGGUUUAAACUUGUCAGCUUCUUCAUCGGUCAUCAGUGUCAGUACUCCUGUCUUUGUACCAAUGACGACUCAUGUGCUGCUUCAUCGGAUGAGUGGGAAAGGACUAGCGGCCCAUUAUUCCUUUCCAAGACAGCCUUGCAUUUUUGGUGACAAGAUGGUCUCUGUGCAAAUAACAUUGAAUAAUACCACUGAUCGGAAGAUAGAAAAUAUCCACAUAGGGGAGAAGAAACUUCCUAUGGGCAUGCAAAUGCAUGUUUUUAAUCCAAUAGGAUCUCUUGAGCCUGGGGGAUCCAUUACUGUUUCAAUGGGUAUUGACUUUUGUGAUUCCACUCAGACUGCCAGUUUGCAGUUGUGUACCAAGGAUGAUUGCUUCAGUGUUAACAUUCAGCCCCCUGUUGGAGAACUGCUUUUACCUGUGGCCAUGUCAGAGAAAGAUUUUAAGAAAGAGCAAGGUUUGCAGCUAAAACUGUGCACAGUGGGUCAUUGAUGCUAGUCACCGUGGAACUGAAGGAAGGCUCUACAGCACAGCUUAUCAUAAACACUGAGAAAACUGUGAUUGGUUCUGUUCUGCUGCGGGAGCUGAAGCCUGUCCUGUCCCAGGGGUAACCUGCCUACAUCUGGGCUUCAGAAUCUGGCACACAGCGAAAGUGCCUGGCAUCCACUACUGCUGCCUUUCAUUUAUAAUAAUAGCCCUUCCAUCUGGCAGUGGGGGGAAGAAUACACUCUUGACAUUCUUGCCUCCUGCUUUAGAAUGCUAGUGUGUAUCUAUCAUGUAUGCAACACUUUCCCCCUUCUCGCUUUGCUAACCAAAGAACAUAUAUUUUACUGUCAGUUAUCUCAACUCUUAAAUCCAUGUGGCAUUUUCUCUGUCCUGCUACUUCUUCUGGCCUUCUCAGCUUUCCUUCUCUUUUUCAACAAUGAUGGACAUGGCUUGGAUAUUUAAAGUUCACUGGAAAUCAUCUCUCCUCCCACUGUAAGCAAAAAUCAGCCUAGAAAUCAUCUAAAUGGCCUCUCAACUUGGUAUGUGAAAAUGGGAAAGCAUGCUUUUUAGAAUUCAAUUCACAAACAACAAUUUGUCUGCAAUAUUUUGUUCUGCGAAUUUCCUGGGGUUGUAAUUGCUUAUGGACAACUGUCAUCAUGAAAUUAUCCCUAAAUAAUAAAUAAACUAGCAUAUAAAUAACA
This is a messenger RNA of Sus scrofa (pig), 3813 nucleotides long. It is a transcript of the gene AP3B1, whose product is annotated as adaptor related protein complex 3 subunit beta 1. NCBI's taxonomy places the organism in Eukaryota, Metazoa, Chordata, Mammalia, Artiodactyla, Suidae. Gene Ontology annotation, cellular component: clathrin adaptor complex; AP-3 adaptor complex; membrane coat. Gene Ontology annotation, biological process: intracellular protein transport; vesicle-mediated transport. The record is from RefSeq and is a predicted model, not a curated record.